Messenger RNA from Mesocricetus auratus (golden hamster), 6153 nucleotides. It is a transcript of the gene Zbtb5, whose product is annotated as zinc finger and BTB domain containing 5. Gene Ontology annotation, cellular component: nucleus. Gene Ontology annotation, molecular function: DNA-binding transcription factor activity, RNA polymerase II-specific; RNA polymerase II cis-regulatory region sequence-specific DNA binding; protein binding. The transcript is spliced from 3 exons. Gene Ontology annotation, biological process: regulation of transcription by RNA polymerase II. The record is from RefSeq and is a predicted model, not a curated record. NCBI's taxonomy places the organism in Eukaryota, Metazoa, Chordata, Mammalia, Rodentia, Cricetidae. The coding region runs from base 2020 to 4032 and encodes 670 amino acids.
AGGAGAGGGCAGAAGGGCAAGUCACUCUGUGAUGGACUAGUCACUAGGGGUCUAAAAAUAUUGCGUUGGGAUCUCUCAUUCCCCACUUCUUUUAGUAAGCAGUUCUAAUCAUAGAACUGCAGAACUAAAUUUCUGACUCUAUAUAAUUUGCAUUGCCCUGUUCUAAUCUCUGAUACUGUUGGCGUAGUAUAAGAAUCUGUACAGCACUAACUCUUUGUCUAAUAAAAGCAAUUAAUCUAUUAAUUAUGCAAGGUCCUAUAGUCAGCAGAAGAAGCAAGAUCAGUAAGGGACCCAUCAGGGCAGAAAGCAAGUCGUCAUCCAUGGCGAUCUGCUGAACCAGCCCUCGUACCAGUUUUGUGUGGCCUCCCGGUCUCGGUUGCGUUUUUCUAAUCUUUCUCUGAGCCUGCUCAUAGAAUCUCUGAUGGCUCCAGAGUGAUCAAUGUAAAAACAACAUUCUUCUUUAAGGGCAGCAUAUAGUCCCCCUUCCUUAAGGAACAGCAGGUCUAAGCCUCUUCUAUUCUGCAGAACUACCUCAGACAGGGAGGUGAGAGAUUCUUCUAACUUAGUGACAGAGCUUUCUAGCGCUUUGAUAUCCUGUGUCAUGGCAGCCUACAGAGUAUUCAGGCCAUGUUGGAGGUCUUGGGGUCCCUUAACAAGUGCUGUAGUCCCGGUACCAAUUCCUGCUGCUAUGCUCAAACCCAACAUUACUGCUAAGGUGAGGGAUACUGGUUCCCUCUUGUCCCUUCUUUGCUUAUAAUCACAGGCAUCUAUGGCUGUCUCCUCGGGGUGGUAGUAAACACGAGGAAAUAGCUGAACCAUAACACAAAAGUCUCUUGACUGGUUAAACACAACAGUAGAGACACAGGGGGUAAGCCCAGUACUACAUGCCCACCAGCUAUUUGAAUCAGGUUAAAGAGUCUAUCACCAGUGAUAGGGGGCAGAGUGAAGGUUUCUGCAGUGGGAAUUAUCGUCCCAUGGGGUUGGGGCUCAGAUACGAAGGAAAUCAGGACUAAUGGGGGAGGAGGCGGUGGUAACACCCGUUGGGGAGGUCCUUGCUCUGGGAGUACCUUAUCAGGUCCUAUGGGAACCUCUGGAGGGCUCUCAAUCUUGAGCCUAAUCUGGAACGAAAACCGUUAUCCUAUCCUGACAUAUAGAACCUCAGACCCCAGGUUCGCCCCUUGGGCCAGGCAGUAAACUGCUUCCCUGGAGUUGUGAAGGUGACACUGAGAGAGUCUAGGCCCUUAUUCUUUCUAGCGACAGUAAUCAAGUCCCAUAGGGAUGUGGGAUGCCAGUGGGCAUCUCCAGUAGUUUCACAUCCCCAUUGUUUGCAAUAGAAUGUCCCAGUCCUCCACAUCUAUGUGUCUCUGACCUAGAUCUGCCGUCUCUAGGGCAAACAUAAAAGGAGGUCUGCUGAAGUCUUCUCUGCAUAGGUCUAUCUUUACAUCCCGGGGAAUCAGCAAGGUGCUGGCCCUGUGAAACUGUCCUUGAUGAAGGGACCGUUUAGUAAAUGCACCUCUUGUAAGGGUAUUUCUUCAUGAGUCAUCCCAGGAAUGUCCCAUAAGUCUAACCCUGCCAUCAGGGCACAGAUUUCAGGAAACAAAGAGGGCCGCCAAGUACCAGGGGGAGCGACUUUAAAGGUGGACCAGGCUACAUCCGCAGUUUGUGAUAGUACCUGCCAGGUUAAUGCUUGAGGAGCACAGGGAUUUCUAUUCUUCUGUGGUGAGCAGGCGACAUAAACGCAGCGUAAGAGGAUCACCAGUCCGUUCCAGCUUCCAGGAGUCAUCUUGGGUUGCAGGAGGGGCCGCUUUGACGUGGGAUGCGUGGAUCCAAGCUGGGAUGCCGUCAACCUUGAUGGUGGUGGGACUUGUCAGGAGCACCAGGUGUUUGUGCAUGUUUGUUCAGAGGACAACUUGAAGUUACCAUUUCUCUCCUGGGAUGGAAUUCGGGUCCUCGGGCUUGGCAAGCAAGUGCCUCACCUCCUGAGCCACCUUGACUGCUCCUAGGUUACUCUGUCUGACAAUGGAUUUUCCUGGUCACUUUGAGCAGAUCUUUCAACAGCUGAACUACCAGAGACUUCAUGGGCAGCUCUGCGACUGCGUCAUUGUAGUGGGGAGCAGGCAUUUCAAAGCGCACCGCUCCGUGCUGGCGGCAUGCAGCACGCAUUUCCGGGCUCUCUUCUCUGUGGCUGAGGGAGAUCAAGCCAUGAACAUGAUCCAGCUGGAUAGUGAGGUGGUGACGGCAGAGGCCUUUGCCGCCCUGAUUGACAUGAUGUACACCUCCACCCUCAUGCUAGGGGAGAGCAACGUUAUGGACGUCUUAUUGGCAGCCUCUCACCUGCAUCUGAACUCGGUUGUUAAGGCUUGUAAACAUUACCUGACGACAAGGACGCUGCCCAUGUCUCCCCCCAGUGAGCGCGCUCCGGAGCAGAGCGCUCGCAUGCAGCGCUCCUUCAUGCUGCAGCAGCUGGGACUGAGCAUCGUGAGCUCGGCCCUCAGUUCCAGCCAGAGUGGCGAGGAGCCACCUGCCCCCAUUAGCUCAUCCAUGCGCAACAACCUGGACCAGCGGACACCCUUCCCCAUGAGACGCCUUCACAAGCGCAAGCCGUCUGUAGAGGAGCGGGCCCGGCAGCGCCUCCGACCCUCCAUGGACGAGGCAGCCAUUUCAGAUGCUACCCCAGAGAGCGGGCCUUCGGGAGUCCUUUCUCGGGAGGAGUUCUUUUCACCAGAUUCUCUGAAAAUUGUGGAUAACCCUAAGCCCGAUGGGAUGGCUGACAACCAGGAAGACAGUGCUAUGAUGUUUGAUCGGCCUUUUGGUGCCCAGGAGGAUGCCCAGGUGCCCAGCCAGUCAGACGGCACUGCUGGCAACAUGGCCUCCCGCGCAACUCAGGUGGAGGCCGGUUUUGAGCAGGAAGCUGUAGCUGAGAAGGGCAGCUUCCAGUGUGAAAACCCCGAGGCCGGCCUUGCGGAGAAGGAGCACAUGAGGGUGGUGGUGAAGUCCGAGCCGCUGAGCUCUCCCGAGCCGCAGGACGAAGUGAGCGAUGUCACCUCCCAGGCGGAAGGCAGCGAGUCUGUGGAGGUGGAGGGCGUGGUGGUCGGGGCCGAGAAGAUAGACCUCAGCCCCGAGAGCAGCGAUCGGAGUUUCUCGGAUCCCCAGUCCAGUACAGACAGGGUCGGGGACAUCCACAUUUUGGAAGUCACAAAUAAUCUAGAACAUAAGACCUCUUUUAGUAUUUCAAAUUUUCUCAGCAAGAACAGGGGGAGUAACUUUAGCACAAGUCAGAGCACCGACGACAACAUCCCAAACACCACCAGUGACUGCCGGCUGGAGGGUGAGGCCCCUUACCUGUUGAGUCCAGAGGCUGGGCCUGCAGGCGGGCCUUCCUCUGCUCCCAGUUCCCAUGCAGAGAACCCAUUCAGUGAGCCUGCAGACCCCCACUUUGUCAGGCCUAUGCAGGAGGUGAUGGGCCUGCCGUGUGUGCAGACCUCAGGCUACCAAGGAGAACAAUUUGGGAUGGACUUUUCCAGGUCUGGCUUGGGUCUCCACUCUUCUUUUUCCAGGGCAAUGAUGGGUUCCCCAAGAGGAGGAGCUAGUAACUUUCCAUACUACCGACGCAUAGCUCCCAAAAUGCCGGUUGUAACUUCUGUCAGGAGCUCACAGAUGCCUGAAAACUCCUCUGGUUCCCAGCUGAUGAUGAACGGGGCCGCCUCAUUUGAAAGCGGUCACCCUUCCCAGCCCGGCCCUCCGCAGCUGACCAGGGCGUCCGCCGAUGUCUUGUCGAAGUGCAAGAAGGCCUUGUCGGAGCACAACGUCCUGGUUGUGGAGGGGGCUCGCAAGUACGCCUGCAAGAUCUGCUGCAAAACCUUCCUGACCCUGACAGACUGUAAGAAGCACAUCCGAGUGCACACGGGCGAGAAGCCCUACGCCUGCCUCAAGUGUGGCAAGAGGUUCAGUCAGUCCAGCCACCUGUACAAGCACUCGAAGACCACCUGCCUGCGCUGGCAGAGCAGCAACCUCCCCAGCACCUUGCUCUAACCAUCUCCUCGUGAGGCAUCGUGGGACAGUUGUGCACCCAGAUUAAAAUCGCUCUUGGCAGGCAGCUAAUGCCACUGGACCUGAGGCCUCGGCUGGCCAGCGGCUCCUUGCAUCUCAGCCAGUGGCUAGCAGAGAGCUGUUAGGUGUAGUCCUGACGCCGAGAAGUCACUCUUAGUGUAGUCCUGACGCUGCAGCACUUCUGAGUGAGGUAUGCACCAACUCCUUCCUUAGGGUUGAGGAAUGCAGUCAUAAAGUAGUUUGUCAUUGGUGGUAAGAGUGUCAUAUUUUAAAAUGGAACUAUUUAACACUAUUUUAAAGCCCUGUGAAGCAAUUAAUUAAAUUCCCUACAUCCUCUGGUGGGCUGCACAGCAGUGCAAAGCAUGCGUGUAAGCAGUUGACUUGGUGGUAACUGAACAAAGGCCCUGGAGGACAAGCCUGUCGGUCACACUGCUUUAACGUGUCUGAGCUAGUCCGAGGCUGCAGAAAGUACUGUGUCCCUUUUCAGUCUGAGUUGCAGUCUCUGACUGCCCUGACGGUGCUGAUACUAGGUCCAGGUGGACACGCCCUUGGACUAACAGGUGUAUACACCUUUGAAUCAUCUCUGUGGAACCGGUGUUUUUAUUAACUUUUCUUCUGCUUUUAAAAAUAAAGUUGUAAGUGGAGUAUGUACUUGUAGGGAGUGACAGUGAGGUGUUUCUGUGCGUGCUGUGUUAGCAGUGUUUUAAUCAAUGUGUUUCCCAUGCAGUAGUUCUGUUGGAAGUCAGCAGGGACUAGUGUCCGUCUUCGUUCUGGUGAUAUGGGGUCCUGUUUUGUGGGUUUUCACGGUGCAUUUGUCUUUUACUCCAUCCAGAUGUCCAAACCAGCCCGGUCUGGCUGGUCUCGCCACCCGCCAUCACCUGCUCUGCUCUGUCACUUCUUACUCCCAAGCCCCAUAGAGCCUCUCUCCCAGGCAGAGCCAGCGGAGCCAAGCGCAGCAGCCAUGGUUUAUACCUCAGCUGUCAGUGGUGCCGCUCCUUUAACCAGUACUCGGCGUUCCGUCAUCUAAACCUAAAUGUGGUAGUGGUAGUGUUCAUAGCUCUGUGCUUUCCAGGCUUUGCAAGAACUAGGCAGCCCCCACACAGCAUAGAACUCACCAGAAACAUUCAAGGUUCUUGGAGAGGCGUUCAGUUCUCUGUCCAGGACCUCUGCGUCCUCCUUGCUGUCAUGGCGCCUGUUCUGGCAUGCACCCAGGGGACAGCACAGGUCCAUGCAAGUCUGUAGGCUCAUUUAGUUCAGUCAUGGACAAGAAUUCCUAUUUUUCUCAUACCUUUUCUCAGAGAUGCCAAACCAUUGUACACAAUUCAGAGGAAUUCAGUUCUUUAGUGUAGAAAACUGCAUAUUUAUGUAUUUCCUAAAACAAAUGACUGUGUGUCUUCUCUUAAGCUAGUGUGACCAUGAAUCUGUGGAUAGACCUGUAAUGUCCUAAGAGGGCAUGCCACCUGAACUGAUUCCCAGGGAGGUCAGCCCAGAUGGAAACCCGACCCUCUUCCUGAGCAGGUGCGUGGGAAGACCAGCGGAGGCAGUGGGGUCACUUGAGGAUUGCCGUGUGGCUCGUCGGCAGUCUGUUGAGACAUGAUGUAGGUGCCAGUGGGGUGAGUCGGGGGCAGCAUGUAGAACCAGGGAUGCCGGCUGGGUGAGGAGCCAGUGUCACAGGCAGGGAAUGGCGGUCGUUCUUCCUUCUGCCUUAAGGACGUGGCGCCUGGCGUCUGUCCCUCACUCAGCUUGGGUAUGAACGGACUUUGCUUUGGGGCCUGCCUCUCUACUGCUGGACGGACCUGGGAUCUCAUCUACCUCGUUGAGUCAGUCUCUACGUGUGAGGAGCAAGCUUGCAGGCCAGUGUCCUCCAACAUGCUGCAGCACUUAAAGGUUCCCAAGGGUCCCUGGGGACUAGACCAGGGCUGCUGUGACCUGGAGUUCUACUGGGAUUCUAACUGGCACUGGGGACCCGACUUUUGAUUUGUAGCCUUAAUUAUAGCCCGGCAUAAUCAUGUACAAUCUUCUGGAGAUGGCGUCAAGUAUAGAGGCACCCUGUCGGUGCCAAUGCUGGUCAAAACAGAUUUGGAAAUAAAAAAAAUUGUCAUA